Molecule: messenger RNA, 2134 nt
Organism: Symbiodinium pilosum
Lineage: Eukaryota; Dinophyceae; Suessiales; Symbiodiniaceae
Source: the annotation of a GenBank genome assembly
GUCAUCCUACGCGACAGGGCUCACGAUGAUGAUGCGGCCAUGGAAAUGCGACCCAGUCAUCGCAUCUAUCAUGCAUCAGUUCGUGGAGAAAAAGAACUCCCCGGCCAAACUGAUCACCCACUUCCCGAGCUUCCAGCGAACAUACGAGGAGCUGCGGGCGCGAAGCAAGGAAGAGGUGAGUCUGUCUAAGCACGUGCACAGUUUUGCCUAUGCCCCGCAGCGGUAUUCCUCCGAAUCGCAGACUCUGUGUCGCAUCAUCCUGACAAUUGAUGCAGUAGUGGGUCUUCUGACGACUGUGCAACAGACCCGCAACGGGAAACCAGAAGGCCAAGCUGCUCGGGAUACCCUGGCUUCCAUAACAACGGAAGGGCUUCUGCAACUUUCCAUGUUAGGAGAUGCCGCUCUGGAGCAAUACCGCAUCGUGGCCAGUCUGGACAGAAGCGAUCUGGAUGAAGCGGAAAUUCCGCGAGAGUUGGAGGACUUCCAUGAGAAGCUGGACCGGUUGUUUAGGCAGCGGCAGGUGCUUGAAAUCCCUGGGUUGACGCAGCUGAUGGUGAGAAAGUUGAAGGAGCCCCGAUCUGUGCUGCUUACAAGCGGCCAAGCCGUCAACUGGGGAGGGCCACACGCAGUGACACCUGCGAUGUUGGAGCACUGCCUCGCGAGGAUGUGCGCGUACUGCACGCUGUCGCGCAAGACCUGGGAGGCCGAAUUUCCGGGGUUCGAGUUGAUGGCCAAUUUCAAGGUCUUUUCCCUAGCGAACGGUUCACAGACGCCGCCCGACUGUAGCUCCAUGCUGGAGGUUUUGGCCAAGGCCAUCGGCGUGCAUUUUCCAACGCUGAGGAUGGAGUACGACGACUUCCGUCCUCUGGCGGCGAAGUUGGCCAAGAAGGAGGGCCUCAGUAACUUCGCUGCCUGGAAGAGAUCCCUGGAGGUGACAACGAGGCAGAGGGCAAGCCACCCAGCGACAGCCUUGUUGCCAGUCCUGGCCCGGUAUGGCUGCUGGUCAUCGUCUACCUCGAGUGUGGAGCGGGGUUUCUCCAUGGCGCAGCAGGCCAAAAACCCUGGGUGCUCGCAGGAUCAGCACGUCGCACGAGAGGAAGACGUGCUCAUCCUGAACCAGGACGUUAUCCCAAAGAUGGCGGACAAGGAGCAAAGUCGGCUGUGCGAAGCUGCCGCGUGCGUCUGGCGAGAGACUUGCAGCCGUGUUCGCACCAGUGGCGUGAAGAAGCGCGCCGAGCGGUCGCCGAAGACUGGAGAGGCAGGCUUCCUGAAGAAGCGGGCGGACGCCACCGAUGCCGUGGUGCAUGCCGACACUCCCGGAGUGGCGCCCAUUGGGGUGGAUGCCAUCAGCGACGUGUUUGCGGAGGGUCACCGCAAAGAGCUGCGCUUCAUCGGUGAGAAGCUCCAGAAACGUAAGCUGGAAGCAUACCUGCAAGGCCACUUGCCUGACCGGUGCAUCAAUGAAGACUUGCAGAUUGAAGCAGAAGCUCACAAGGGCAAGCUGCAAAAAGCGCAGCGUGUGCGCAACAACCAGCAGCUACUUGCGCAGCGGCGGACACUCUGCAAGCAGGAUGUGUGGAACGCUGAAAUGAAAGUAUUCGUCCACCCCAGCGUCGGACAAGCUGGACUCAGACUGCCUGGCAAUCCAUGUGUCAACGAACAGUGGCAAGCUGACUUGGUAAUUCUGGCAGACCCCCGAGCAAUGCCUGAGGAUGUGCAGUUUCUCUCCAGCCUGCGCGGAUCAGUGGUGUGCACUGCAGAGCUAGUCCGCACGCAAGGUGCGUGCGGCGUGGCGGUCGCGCACUUCAGGGCCAUGAGUGUGCAACGGAAGCUGUACGUGACACCGCGGUUCAUGGGCAAUCACACGCAGGUUUGCCGCGGCCUCUUGCAGUUGCUGAGGCUUGCAGAUUGCAAAUGGACUACUUUGACCCGGCAGGAGCUCCAAGGAAUGAUGGAUGCAGGUUUGGACAACAAGAAGAAGAACCAGAUCUUCGUGCUCUGUAUGGCGGAGGAGCAGCAGGAGUUUCGGGACCAUCUGAGGCACGUUUUCACGAUGCAGGAAGCCUUGGCUAGCAAAUUCUUCAGCCGCGAGGAUGUGCCUCGCAGUCGCACAGGCCUUGCGCAAGGCUUCUAA